CCAGAUCAGAUACCACCAAUCCACCUACGCCGCCGACAUGACACGCAAACUCAAGCACCAUGAGCAGAAGCUCCUGCGAAAGGUCGACUUCAACACGUACAAGUCGGACAACGACCACCGCGAAACCCUCGUCAUGCGCCGCUACGCCAUACAGGGCCGCGACGACUACCGCAAGUACAACCAGCUGUGCGGCUCGCUGCGCCAACUCGCACAUAAGCUCUCGAACCUCGACCCCACCGACCCAUUCCGCCGGAAGCAGGAGGACUUGCUGCUGGAGAAGCUGUUCGACAUGGGCAUUUUGGGCACAGGCGGAGGCGGCCGCGGCAAGCUGAGCGACAUCGAGCACAAAGUCACCGUCAGCGCUUUUGCGAGGAGGCGGCUGCCGGUGAUUAUGACGAGGCUGCGGAUGAGCGAGCACUUGACGAGCGCGAUCAAGAUGAUCGAGCAGGGCCACGUGAGGGUGGGCACGACGGUUAUCACAGAUCCUGCGUACCUGGUGACAAGGAAUAUGGAGGACUUUGUCACUUGGGUCGAUUCGUCCAAGAUCAAGCGCAACAUCAUGAAGUACCGCGACAAGCUGGACGACUUCGAGCUCGAGGCUUUGUAGAGCCGUUGGAGAGAUGUGGCAUCACACGGCGUUGGGGAUAUACAGCAUCAGUGGCGUUUGGUCAAAAGUUCAAGAUAUCCAAUGCAAUUCUUUUCCGACG
This is a messenger RNA of Didymella exigua CBS 183.55, 707 nucleotides long. RefSeq lists its product as uncharacterized. Gene Ontology annotation, cellular component: small-subunit processome; Mpp10 complex; small ribosomal subunit. The transcript has 2 exons. Gene Ontology annotation, biological process: rRNA processing. The record is from RefSeq and is a predicted model, not a curated record. Gene Ontology annotation, molecular function: structural constituent of ribosome; rRNA binding; snoRNA binding. Bases 38 to 607 code for a protein of 189 amino acids. Lineage: Eukaryota; Fungi; Ascomycota; Dothideomycetes; Pleosporales; Didymellaceae.